AUGGAAAAGGACCCAAAAGCACCAGGCUGUACUGCAGCGUCUAUUCACAGGCGCGAUCCCGCUACUGAGCGGUACGGGGGUUUUGAACUGCUCCGUUUCCGACCUGGGCCGGUGUACCCCUCCUCAGGCGACCUGGUGGUCCCGAGCUCCCCCGGGAGCACCAUAUCGAUACCGAACUUAGCGCGGACACCCGCUCGACAGUCCGCUGCAGCUCAGAACCCCCGAGCUCUCACAAUCCACCAGCCUCAGCCUCCCGGUAGCUUGGAUUACAGAAUGGAUUUGACCAACAAGUCUGCAGGAGUAUUCGAGACCCACUGCAGCUCAAACACAUGGUCAGUAGGUCUCCUUUCCAGAAUGAAGAAGCAAUGCUUUCGACUCAUCAGAAAAAUACCCUUUGUUGGCGGGGCGAUCCAGAGCCAACUGAACAAGGCAUUGGACGACAUGUCCGCCAGUCUGUGCACUCUGAAGAACGGCAUGAGUUACACUCAAAAGCUGCCCUCAAAAGGCCUCUCGCAGAGCCAAGUGCUGGACAAGAUCAGCGAGUACCAAACUCUUAAUGAGGUGCAGUGGCAGAACGGCUGUGUUUCAGGCGCAGUGUACUGGGGUGAUGAAGCGCUGACAAAACUCCUGGUGAAGGUGUAUGGUGAUUUUGCAUGGAGCAACCCACUUCAUCCAGACAUCUUUCCCGGUGUAAGAAAGAUGGAGGCAGAGGUUGUCAGAAUGGCUUGCACACUUUUCCACGGUGGACCCAACUCAUGUGGCACAGUGACUUCCGGAGGAACAGAGAGCAUACUGAUGGCCUGCAAGGCGUACAGAGACAUGGCAUAUGAACGAGGUGUCAAAUACCCAGAAAUUCUCGCCCCAGUUAGCGUCCACGCGGCUUUCGAUAAAGCGGCGCAUUACUUUGGGAUGAAGCUUGUUCACAUUCCCCUCAAUAAGAAAACAAUGCAGGUUGACGUAAAGGCGAUGAAGAGAGCGAUCAACAAGAACACAGCUAUGCUUGUUUGCUCAGCCCCCCAGUUUCCACACGGGAUUAUAGACCCUAUCGAAGAUGUUGCCAAGCUGGCUGUGCGAAACCACCUGCCGCUGCAUGUGGAUGCCUGUCUGGGCGGUUUUCUGAUCGUCUUUAUGGCCAAGGCUGGCUACGCCCUUGCACCAUUUGACUUCAGGGUAAAAGGUGUAACCAGCAUCUCUGCAGACACUCAUAAGUACGGCUACGCCCCCAAAGGUUCCUCAGUGAUUCUCUACAGUGAUAAAAAGUACCGUCACUAUCAGUACUUUGUGGCUCCAGACUGGCAGGGCGGAAUCUACGCCUCGCCCUCCAUCGCAGGCUCCAGGCCCGGAGGAAUUGUCGCGGCCUGCUGGGCAACCAUGAUGCACAUGGGACAGAAUGGAUACGUGGACGCUACUCGGAAGAUCAUCAGUGUAGCACGCAGAAUCAAAACGGAGGUUCGAAAAAUUAAAGGUGUGUUUGUGUUCGGCGAUCCCGAAGUUUCAGUGGUGGCGAUGGGCUCGAAUGAUUUUGAUAUUUUCCGUCUGUCGAACGCACUGACGUCAAAGGGCUGGAAUUUGAACACACUUCAGUAUCCAUCUAGCAUCCACAUUUGUUGCACAGUUCUGCACACCCAGCCGGGUGUCGUGGAACACUUUGUGAGUGAUGUCAGAGAACAAGUUGCCAUCAUUAUGAAGAACCCCAAAGAGAAAACCACAGGAAUGGGAGCAAUCUAUGGCAUGGCGCAGUCCAUCCCAGACAGAUCCAUGGUAACGGAGAUCUCCCGAGGCUUCCUGGAUUGUCUUUACAGCACAGAGGUGACCAAGUCCAAUACCAGCCACAUGAACGGUAACGGCAAAGCCCACUGAAAAAGGAUCAGGAUUGUUUGGAACUCGAUGCACACGGGAAAUUUGCUCAUCUCCUCCCAGUGCUCCGCGUUCAUGGCUGAAAGGUUGCCUUAUCCUGCAUCACUGCAUGGAAAAUGCCUGCAAAGGUGUUUUUGGUUUUUAUUUUAAGCACAAGACGACCCCCUGAGGUAAUUUACCUAAAGACUGGCUCUCCUAGAUGAGUUUUGGUGUUCACAUUGAUUUAAAUAAUGUAGUGAAUGUGUUUGUUCCAUUAGAUUCAUUUCAAUAUUCACCAAUCGGCAUAGCAAAGUCGGACCAUUUCAGUUUGCUGCUGUCAUUUUCACAAUCUCUGACGACUCGGCAAAAAACAGACCACUGAGAGCUUGUCGCUGUACUGCGCUUGUGAAACGGGAUCUAACUGCAUGAGACCGGUUCUCCAUAUCAUGACAACUGUUCUCUAAUAGCGUUUUUAAUGUAAAAGCACUGCAAUGGGCUGGGCAGGAUCACAUCAGGUUCCUUUUUAAACCACAUGGUAGUACCACUCGGUCAUCCUGUACACUUACGUGCUGAUUUGAUCGCACUUAAUGUAAUUAUUUUCAAUUGAGCCGCAGUCGUUGUACAUUUGCAGUCGGACUUCAAAUAUGGGAGCGUUUUAUAUCACACGAUGUCCGCGGAGCAAAUGCUUGAAGUCAAACAGCUAGUGUAACCCAAAGCUUAGCAGCUGUACUGGUUGUCUAACCCCUUUCAUAACAACACGGUAAAUCACAUGUCAGAUCAUUGAAGCGAUUGUAGCUGUUUCCUAACAGUAUGUGCUCGAGUGCGUGGCUUCAUUUGUCGAGUCACCCAUGUUUUGAUAUUUGUGUCCUAUAUCAAUCUACCUCACUUUGCACUUCUACUUUUGGUGCAAACCUACCAAUCAACUGUUAACUUUUCUUUCCAAAAGUUGCACCUAUUUAACUUUUAACACUGUCAGGGCAUUUUGAGUUAUCUUUUAAUGUAGAAAAAAAAUGAUAGUGAUCCGCCAUGUUUGAGUCUAUUGAUUGACAAGACAGCAGAUUUUCACCUCUGCACUUGAAGGACCAUGUUUUAUAUUCAUGGAAUGUUUCCGUCAUUGUGCAAUAAGUGUUUGUUUCUUGAAAUGAUAGAAUGGGGACUGUUCUGUAGUAAUGGUUAACAAAAUGUAAUCAUGUUUGUUGAUAGCUUAUCAGGGCAGUGGGUGUUUGUACUCUUACAAAUGUAGAAUAGUUUUCAGAUGAUUGAAAUAUAUGAACGCUUUUACAUGCCUGAGCUGCACUCCUUUCAGGGUUCGAAUGUUGAAUGUGAUAGUGCCUGGUUCAAAAUCUGAUGGCAACACCCCCCCCCCCCCCCCCCCAUUCCACCAAUGAUGUAUAGCUCAAUGGAUGAAUAUUCACAAUUGAAUCGCACAAGUUCUACUUUUCAGUCGAAAAAAAUAACAGCGCUCUGUAAGUAACUUAGACUAUGUUGCAGCUUUCAUGGCCGUUUUAAUGACGUAGCAAUAAUGUGUUCACCUCUGUGCCUUCAGAGGUUUCCGUUCAAACUACUUUUAUUUCCUUUUAACACGCUCAGGGAUUCAGUCUUGUUUCAGACAUCAUCGAGGUCCAAUGCGCUUAUCUGGGGUGGGCACAAUAGUGAGCCAACUUCAACUUGAGCUGUGAUUGAGAGAGAGAGAAAGGAUUCCAGUCUGGUUGCAGGUCUGAGAUUUGUGUACACAAGGUAAAAUACGUGGCUUAGGAUAUACUAUAUGCUUGUGAUCUUAUUAAGAAGUUUCAUCUAAUACCCCCUGCGCCCCUCAGGUUGCUACAAUAAAGAAGUCAAAAUUUAAGCAGCAUCAACAAUGAGCAUUUAGUGUUAAGAUUUACUCAAUUGCAAUCUUUAAUGUUCUGUUUUCAAUAAAAUAUAUACUGUG
Molecule: messenger RNA, 3766 nt
Organism: Hippocampus comes (tiger tail seahorse)
Lineage: Eukaryota; Metazoa; Chordata; Actinopteri; Syngnathiformes; Syngnathidae
Gene: sgpl1
Product: sphingosine-1-phosphate lyase 1
Exons: 15
Coding region: 1-1860 (619 amino acids)
Biological process (GO): sphingolipid catabolic process; carboxylic acid metabolic process
Cellular component (GO): endoplasmic reticulum
Molecular function (GO): pyridoxal phosphate binding; sphinganine-1-phosphate aldolase activity
Source: RefSeq, a predicted model, not a curated record